GGCUUCAGCACUUUGGUUUGAGCAUCACUUAACAAGGACCUGCCGUGUAUCAUCAUGUUUCGAUUUUUGAUCUUGUCUGCGCUAUUUGCAUUUUCCACGGCCGCCUACAAUAAGUUGGAGCUAACGAACUGUGGAGGGGACGGUAUCAGGAUAAAUGAAAUCGACAUCCAGCCCAUGCCAAUCAAAUUCCCUGGAUCACUGAAGGUGUUGAUCGAUGCUGACCUAACCAAGGCCGUCAAAGGGCCUAUCAAGGUUGAUGUGGACAUGCGCCAGGGCUGGUGGUUCGGGUGGGUGCCCGCCCCCUGCAUGACUAUCUCUGGCGUCAAGGUGGGCUCCUGUACUUAUGAUGACAUCUGUGUGCUCAUGGAGCCAUUGAGAGAAAAGGGAUGCCCCGCGGAGAUGCAGCAACUGGACAUUGGUUGCACCUGCCCCUUCAAGCCCAGCCACGUCAGAUUCGAAAUGGCGGACAUCGUCCUACCUAAAAUCCCAACAGGCCUUGGAUACUUCGCAAGUGGUGACUACAAAGUGACAGCUAAGAUGUAUGAAGGAGGUGCACUUGUCUCAUGCUUUGAAGCCAAAGUCUCUCUGGGUGCUUAGUCAUUGCAUUACUGCCAUCUGCUUUACAUGAAUCGUCCAAUUGUGAAUGAUGUCAUUCGUCGAAAAAAACAAGUGUUUUUUU
Messenger RNA from Lineus longissimus, 679 nucleotides. Its product is annotated as ganglioside GM2 activator-like. Gene Ontology annotation, cellular component: cytoplasmic side of plasma membrane. The record is from RefSeq and is a predicted model, not a curated record. The transcript is spliced from 4 exons. NCBI's taxonomy places the organism in Eukaryota, Metazoa, Nemertea, Pilidiophora, Heteronemertea, Lineidae. Gene Ontology annotation, biological process: ganglioside catabolic process; lipid transport. Gene Ontology annotation, molecular function: enzyme activator activity; lipid carrier activity. The coding region runs from base 55 to 597 and encodes 180 amino acids.